AGUAUGUGAUUGCAAGCAUUGUUUUGGUGGACUUACACCACAAGACCUCAGAGGAACUGAUGGUAUGUCUGAUCUCUUGAGAGAUAAGAGAAACAAUUGAUGUGUGAAUCGGUGGACAUAAACAAUGCGUUAUUACGAGAGUUCGCAGACAUUUCAUUACAAUUGGGAACAAGUAGUGAAAGCCUUUUGGUGUCGAUAUCCCAACCCUUUUAGUUCUCAUGUGUUGAGCGAAGAUGUGGUGCACCGAAGAGUGGACUCAAGCGGCAAACUAUUGACCAAACGGUUGAUCAGUAAAACCAAUUCCGCCCCCAAAUGGACCGAACGAUUCCUGACGUCGAAGAAUGUUUUGGUGGUCGAGGAGUCGGUUCUGGACCCCAAUGGCCACACUCUGACCACUUAUACACGCAAUAUAGGACUCAAACACCUGAUGACCAUCGAGGAGAAGGUGACCUAUCGGUCCAGUGAUGACGGCAAGGGCUGGACAGUGGCUGACCGCCAGGCGUGGAUCGACUCGUCGGUGUUCGGUCUGUCUUCGGCGGUCCAGAGGUUUGGUUUGGAGAGGUUCAAGAAGAAUGUGUCCAAAGCGUGUCAGGGAUUCAACUUUGUGUUGACCGCCUUAUACGACAACUUGAACCCAGAAGUGGUCACUACUUCUGAGAAUCACAUUUCGAUUAAUCCAUUGCUCAGAGAGAAACUCAAAGAGAAGGCUUUGAGGGCCACGGAGUUCGCGGCCGCCGCCAAGUCUAAGGCCGUACCCAUCGUUGUGGCCGCCCAUAGACACGACUCCUCCUAAGCAAACCAAUCCAUUGUUAGCUUUUUAUAUAUCUAUUCUAAUGAUUAUUAAACAAUUUACAAACUUUUGUAAUUAUCGUAAUAUUUUAGUCAACAAUUUGUCAAUAAUAAAGAAAAUAUGUUUUAUUUUAA
This is a messenger RNA of Oppiella nova, 924 nucleotides long. The record is from the annotation of a GenBank genome assembly. NCBI's taxonomy places the organism in Eukaryota, Metazoa, Arthropoda, Arachnida, Sarcoptiformes, Oppiidae.